ACGUAUUCCCCUUCUUCGAAUAUCAUGUUUUUGUGUCUGCGUCAUUCUCAAUUAUUUCAUGCGUCGAUCGUCACUCCCGCGUGCACCUUCAGAACCUUCCAAACCGCGGACUGGCUACUGAUCAAGUAUAAAUGACGCAGCGCAAUAGCAAGUCGCGCAAUUUUUCACAUUGCUCGAACAUGACAAGUAAUGGCUUUCGUCCUCUUAUUCAAAUAUGCGCCUGUCUGGCGUUCAUCAUGAUCGUGGUCCCGGUUGAUCAAGAGGCUUGCGAUAAAACAAAAUGUCCGGGUCCAUUGGCAUAUUACAAUGAUCUCAACUGUAUCCCAGUGUAUGAAAAAGAGGACGAUUGCUGCGCAACAAAAUACAACUGUGAUCAUCUGAAAGAGAGAUCACCUACCAAAUGUUACGUCAACGGUAACGGUAACGAGUACGAGAUCGGAGAGAAGCUUAGAGAUGGAGACGCAAAUCCUUGUGACAUUGGUUGUACCUGCACUGCAGGACAUGACGGAAUAUCAAUAACACCAAACUGCUAUAUAAAGUUUUCUCUAUUAAAUUGCUGUCCUGAAGUGAUUUGUCGUGAAAAUCCCGAAGAUAGAGCUAUCUGUAACGUAAACGGAGAGGAAUAUAGAGAUGGAGAACGUUUUACUGUUAAAAGUGAACCGGAUUUAAAAUGUGUAUGCCAACCGGGUUACGAAGGGAGAAACAUCGAACCUUUCUGUGUAAAACCUAAGCAUUCAUCCUGCAAUCCCGAUAUUAAACUAUUUAAAUAUUGGGGUAUGCUCGAUCAACAUAUUUUUAAUAAUUGCACUCCGGUUUAUUACCCGACUCAAUCGCCACAAACUAGUUGCCGUGUGUUUUCUAGAUGUCAAAACGAUAAUGAUACUGUUAUUCACAACGUGGACAGUUCGAAAGCUACCGACAAACAUUUCCAUGACGAAGACGUAUGUUAUUUUGGUAACUUGAUUAUGCACCGCGGCGACGAAUUGAAUCAAAAUACAGAUUAUAGUUCUGAAUGCGUUAAAUGCAUUUGCGAAGUGCCUCCUGUAGCCACUUGUCAGCGUUAUGAAGAAUGCUUUGUCAGAAGACAACCUCCUUUCGACGAAAUAUACAUGUUAUAAAAUCUAUGAUAAUGUAAUUAUUACUUCCGUUAUUUGACUCAGGAUAUCAUAAUAAAUUAGUCUAUAAACAUAAGAACCUCCUUACAUAUGUAUAUUUUGAUGUAAGUGGAUAUCUUCUACUGUUUACAAUAAAACCACGUUUUUAUUGCGUUAAAA
Messenger RNA from Solenopsis invicta (red fire ant), 1274 nucleotides. RefSeq lists its product as uncharacterized. The transcript is spliced from 7 exons. The record is from RefSeq and is a predicted model, not a curated record. Lineage: Eukaryota; Metazoa; Arthropoda; Insecta; Hymenoptera; Formicidae. Bases 132 to 1118 code for a protein of 328 amino acids.